GCAAAUUUUGUUGGCUCCAGGUGAAUCAUUGAAGUUUGGCAAUAUAUGAGGACUCAAAAGAACAGUGACUAUUGUCUUUAAAAGUUAAAAGAUUCAAAAUGUUACGCCAUCGAGAUCAGACACAGGCAGGCACAGAUCACGACAUUAUAUAAACCGAAGCCUCGAGCUUCGCCCAAACAUUAAAGGGUACAGAGUGCAUAGUGACUAAACGACUGACACUUUGAGGAUUUUAUUAAGCGCAACCCAAACAGCGAACUGGGAGCAACUGUGACUCAACAAGCAAAAUGAUGCGGGUAUUGUGAUGUCGGGGACAGCUGGACCCAGCGUUUUGCGGUGGCAUUUGGAGGAGAAAGGUGAAGGUGAGACGAGUGAUCCAUGUUUGUCCAAAAUAGCUUGUGCUAUUUUUAGCCAGCAGAUUGUCCACGGGGGAGCAGGAGCUGGCCUUAACAAUUCAGAUGAUUACUCUUCAAGUCCAUCGACAAUCCUGGAUGUGGAUCGGUACUCACUUGUGCGUGCCAAAUUCUUUUCUGUGUGCAAAUUGACCUAAUUUGGCGCCUGUCAUUUUCUCAAGUGUUGCCACAGGGAACGUUGUCUGUCCCCCCCCUCCCCGACUGAAAUAUCAGGCGGCUGUGCAGAGGCGAUGGAGGUGUGUUCAUAUUUGUUAGCAUGACAUGUUCUUGCCGGAGGGUCCGUGGCAUCGGAAACGGUGGAAUAGGUUGACUACUUGCAGAAUGAGAUGAGAUGAAUAUUGCAUGUGUGGGUAUUUGGAUCAUUUGUGAAAGGGACAGCAUCCACCCCCUUCUUCCUCUGUCCCUCCCCGCCACCUCCUUCUUGUCCUCCCCCCCCCCCUCUCUCUCUCUCUCAGUGAGUCCCAGCCCCUGAAGGUGUCAUAGCUGCGCCCGCUCUCCCUCUCUCUCACUCACUCACUCACCGCCUUUCAGAUCUUUAAAAGCCGGCACCGUGCCGCGUCUCUCUCGAGCUCUGUUCGUCUCCUCUGGCACCGCAGGGGACUCGGCACCGAGGAUUGCUGCUGUCCUAGAAGCAGGAGGGCGAGUGGGAAAAAAAAAGAAAAAAAAAGGGGAGAGAGAGCAGAGGGGAGCUCUAGCUUCAGCCACAUUUACCUGUCAGUGUGGAGAAUCUGAGAAAUGCCUUUGCUUUGUAACUUCACUAGCGUUGUCUUAUUGCUGAUUGUUCACUGGGGAUCAUGGACGGGAGCGAACCGUUUGGGCCCCUUCAAGGUCUGUCCUAGCUGCAGGGAUCCACUGGGGGCGGGUAGGCCCCCCAGGGAGCACAACGUUGCCGGCAGCACGUCGCUGCUGGCCCAGGGGGAGCCCUGUGGUGUGUACACCCUCAGCUGUGCCAAGGGGCUCCGCUGCAUCCCCCCACCCAGGGAGCACAGCCCCCUGCAGGCUCUCUUGCAGGGCAGGGGCAUUUGUGUCAAGCACAGCAGGACCAGUCCCACCGAGCGGCCCCACCCCACAGGUCCUCAUCCUUCACACAGCGAUGACAUUGAAAAAGCGCCGUGUCGCAAACUCCUCAACAACGUCCUGAGAGGCUUGCAGCUGACCGUCAUCCAGUCGGACCGCGACAUCUACAUCCCCAACUGUGACACGCGAGGCUUCUACAGAAAAAAGCAGUGUCGCUCUUCCAAAGGCAUGCACCGCGGCCACUGCUGGUGCGUGGACGAGCUGGGCACUCUGGUGCCCUCUCGAGCCAGCGAGGACGGUGUUCUACCGUGCGACGGGGAGUGAGUGUUGAGCCUGUGCUAUCGUUCUGCGCCUGGAGGAAGACGAGGAGGAGAGGUGCUCAGGGAGACGGGGGCUUUAGCGUGGGCUAGACUAGACCAACACUGCCCGGACAGGAGGUAGCAGGGAAAAUAAAAACACUCCCAAAGGAAAAUACACAUCAAUCGUGAGGGGAACGAUAUGGGUAGACUCGCAGCUCGGGCCUGAACUGCGUCGUCUGUAGACAACACUGCACGCUCACGUUCGCGGCCAUUUGAGCUCUCUUUCCUGCCUCUUGUCCCGGCUUUCGGGUUAGAUUUCUCUUUUGCUUUCUUUUAGGGAUGCACCGUAAUGAAACUUUUCCUCCGUAAGCACAACUGAACAUGAGGAACCCAAGGCCAAAAUAACAAAGACCAAAACAUAGAAAGACAUUGCAAUAUCUUAAAAAAAUGACAUUUUCAUGGCUGGACCAAUAUCAAUACUUUGGCAAAUUUGUGCGAGCUGUCAGGUUCUUUCCGAGUAAUGAGCCCGCUUUGAUGGCUCCCGGAGAGGCAGUCCUCCCCGGCCAGGCGGCCAUCUUGCCCUGGGCCAAUGGCCGGCUGUCACUGCAGAAGAAUUUAAGGCUCAGUUCCCCACCUCCCGCUCAGUUGAUGCGUGGGCGACCACUCAAAAUGUUACCUACAAACUUCAAGUCAGUACCACGUUGGCCAGAAACCAUUCUCGUCAGAGAUCGGGCUUGCUUAAAAGGUUUUUGCUUGCGUCACCGCAACUGUUUCGGACACUAAGUCUUUCGGCUGAAAAACGAAAACGCAGUUCAACGACUGAAUUUUCGGUGCAUCCCUACUUUCUUCUUUAGGAUAGCUGACACUGCCUGUGCAUGUUCUGAUCUCAGCGGGCUUAAAUACUGUUACACAGGUGAAGUGACACAAACGUUUGAAAAAUGUGUCUCCCUCACCAUCCUCUCUCCCUCUCUCCAAAGAUACACUGAUAUCAACGAUUCCAUUCUCUUAAGAGGAAUUUAUUUUUGGGUCUGUUCAUUGUAUACUGCUUUAAGCUUACAACCUUCCUUACCUUCUAUAUUUGUGUAUGUUUUGUCUGGAAAAAAAAAAAAAAAUAGUCACAUGAAAAUGAUCCAGGAUGCUUUAUUUGUCAAGUGAGUGUGGUGAAUGCUUGUCGGUUGAUUGUACAAUAUGUUGGACUCUUGUGCUUGACUGUGUGAUGUUCCGAAGCUGCAGACAAAAAGCGUACGGCUGUUGUCCUUUUCAAAAAGUUGUAAGGCAUAUUUUUAUACACCUCAAUAUAUUUUAUAUAUGAAUUAUUGCUUUUAUUUAACAAACUACAGUAUACUGCCAUGUAUUUUUAUAUUGUCAGCUAUUUCUUAUUUAAAGACUGAGAUUAUUUUUGGUUCAUGUUGGUGGAAGUCUAGUGCUUUAAGGGCACCUAACUUUAUGGGGAAAAAUAUCCAUCAUCGGAGCUCACUUCAACUACUGUACGUGUUUUUAUUUUCUCUUUUAAUUUAUGUCUUGUUGAUUUAAACCCGAGAAUGUCCAUGAAAGCAUUAUGUUUUCCUCUUACUAAUACUUUACUGAACAGAAAAAAAAAGAAAAGAAAAAUGUCUUGCCAAAGUCAUAAAAAUGUGUGUUAAGUGUGAGUAGAAUUUAUCCAUUACUGACCAAUCUUGUUGUGCCGAUGUGUUACCGUGAUGGUUGGAUGUCUGCACACAAAGGACAUUACACCUAAUGAUAAUAAAUAUGGAAAUAAAUAAAACUUAUCUUAAUACAAGUCCAA
Molecule: messenger RNA, 3512 nt
Organism: Syngnathus typhle (broad-nosed pipefish)
Lineage: Eukaryota; Metazoa; Chordata; Actinopteri; Syngnathiformes; Syngnathidae
Product: insulin-like growth factor-binding protein 3
Exons: 5
Coding region: 1146-1751 (201 amino acids)
Biological process (GO): regulation of insulin-like growth factor receptor signaling pathway
Cellular component (GO): extracellular region
Molecular function (GO): insulin-like growth factor II binding; insulin-like growth factor I binding; fibronectin binding
Source: RefSeq, a predicted model, not a curated record